Lindgomyces ingoldianus is the source of this 1851-nucleotide messenger RNA. RefSeq names its product FAD dependent oxidoreductase. The record is from RefSeq and is a predicted model, not a curated record. Gene Ontology annotation, biological process: retrograde transport, endosome to Golgi. Gene Ontology annotation, cellular component: late endosome; cytoplasm. The coding region runs from base 183 to 1415 and encodes 410 amino acids. Gene Ontology annotation, molecular function: oxidoreductase activity. The transcript has 5 exons. NCBI's taxonomy places the organism in Eukaryota, Fungi, Ascomycota, Dothideomycetes, Pleosporales, Lindgomycetaceae.
AAACCGGCCCUGAAAAUCGGAAAUCGUAUGACAUUUCUCAGUCGCCAUCACCAAGUUCAUACGAUGGCAGCUCACUCUUAUGCCGGCAUUGCCUUCACCCAGCCCUUAUAGCCCCCUCGCAAUCCAACAGCAGUCUGCGCCAUUCGGCAUCCCAACUUCAUCCCCUCGCUGCCCCGCCCAAGAUGAGCAACACGGUCAUUCUCGGGACCGGCAUCGUGGGCCUGUCGACGGCGUACUACCUCUCGCAGUCAUCCAAGACGCCACCUAGCAGCAUCCACCUGGUCGACACGUCGCCAAAGCUCUUCUUUUGCGCGUCUGGUCUGGCCGGCGGGUUCCUUGCUGCAGACUGGUUUGCACCUUCCGUCGCGCCCCUCGGUGCGCUUUCCUUCCGGCUUCACAAGGAACUUGCCGAUCAGAACAAUGGCAGGAAGACGUGGGGCUUUAGCUUGAGCACCGGCACCUCAUUGAGCCAGGACAGCGAGGCCGCCGUGGGUGGGAGCGGGGAGGACUUUCUGCGCAAUGGCACCAGUCGCGCUCAGGCUGCGGGCUCCAGGCCACCGAUGGACUCUGCUGGACCUCUCUGGCUGAGGAAGACAGACGGCGGAAGCCUCGAGGUUAUCAGUCGGGACAAUAGCACCGCCCAAAUCGACCCGCUGCGCUUCUGCGAGUUCCUCCUUGACCAAUGCGUGAGGCGCGGCGUCAAGCUUCAUCAGCCUGCUCGAGCCAUUUCGGUCUCCAAAGACGAGAACAACCAAUUGAAUGGCAUUCGUAUUAGUAAGGAUGGCAUCGAGACUGAAGUUCCCUGCACCCGCAUUAUUAUCACGGCAGGCGCCUGGUCGCCCAAGAUCUUCGCUACCCUCUUCCCAAAAGCAACCACCCGUAUUCCCAUUGCCUCGUUGGCUGGCCACUCCCUCCUGCUUAAGAACCCAUUCUACAAGGGGGAUGCCGCAGAGACGUGUCACGCUGUGUUUGCUACCGACACGCUUGGUUUCUCUCCGGAGCUGUUCUCAAGAAUCGGAGGGGAGAUCUACAUCGCUGGGCUCAACAGCACACAGAUUGCUUUACCGGAUGUGGCCACCGAAGUUGACAUCAUUCCUGAGGCUAUCAAACAAUUGAAGGACUGUGCAACGGCAAUGAUGGGCGAUCCAGAAGAUGGUAAGGGUCUGGAAGUAAUGAGGGAGGCUCUAUGCUUCCGCCCAGUGACAUCCAGCGGCCGUCCAAUCGUCUCUCGCGUUCCUGAUGAGAAACUUGGUGCCGGUUUCAAGACUCGUGGAGGUGCUGACGGUGGAGUCUUCGUCGCGGCUGGCCACGGCGCAUGGGGAAUCUCUCAGGCUCCAGGAACCGGACUCUGCAUGGCUGAGCUAGUUGAGGGACUCCAAACCUCCGCCAACAUUUCUACCUUGGCUCUUCCUUGAGCGGCCGUUCUCGAGUCCUCGAAGCUUCUCACUUCGUCGCGCCUGGGGAUGGAUGAAUGAAACAGCAGUUCUCCUCGUGAGUUUGCGUAUCUAUGGGUGGUGAUCUCUAGCAUCGACCAUCAGCAUUUGCUCCAAGUCAGCCUAAGAAUUAUGGCAAGUAAUGCAUUUGUGGUGUCAAUUCGUGGGUAACGGGUAAAAUACAUAGAAAUGAGGAAUGCGAGUUCGGUUCGGUUCGGUUAGUCUCCAACUCUUCAUCGUUAAAGGCAACUUCUCCACGAAUUUGGCUCCCUAAACUGUGAAUACUUACCUACCAUGGCAGAUGUGUGGUACCCAAUGAAUACUCGUUGUCGUAAACAGGGUGAUGGUCCUUCCUCUAAGUAAGUAGGAAUUGCAUCAAAGUGACGUCAACCGAGCCUCAAAUAGUUAUAGAAAAUGU